This is a messenger RNA of Uranotaenia lowii, 2121 nucleotides long. RefSeq lists its product as uncharacterized. Bases 1 to 2121 code for a protein of 706 amino acids. The record is from RefSeq and is a predicted model, not a curated record. The transcript has a single exon. Lineage: Eukaryota; Metazoa; Arthropoda; Insecta; Diptera; Culicidae. Gene Ontology annotation, molecular function: nucleic acid binding; zinc ion binding.
AUGUCGAAGACAGCAGCGAAGUUGGCCGAUGCCAUGAGCCGCAGAGAUGUGAUUUUUGCGAUGGUUGAUGCAGUGGAAGAAUUUAUUGCGCAGUAUAACGGAGAUCGUGAUCAUCGACAAGUUCCAGUUCGGAUGGAAACCUUAGACAGACUGAAUCUGGAGUUUGCCGAAGCCCAAACUGACAUCGAACGGAACGACGAUCAGGAGAAUAAGAAAUCCCAUUUAGAAGAACGUGUGCAGUUCGAGGCCCGUUAUUGUGAAGCGAAAGGUUUUUUGCUCUCUACCAGUCCCCCAGCAGACGCAAAUCAAUCUUCGGUGUGCAAUGCAACCUUGCUCGGUUCUGUUCCCCCUUCGUUCCAUCUCCGCUUGCCAAAAAUUGAUCUCCCAAAGUUUAAUGGUGACUUUUCUCGUUGGCUGUCGUUUCGGGACACAUUUUCUUCAAUGGUUCAUUCAAACUCGGACAUCCCAACCGUAGCCAAACUGCAAUAUUUGCUGCAAUGUUUAGAAGGAGAAGCACGUAAACCUUUUGAGUCAGUUGAUGUUGAGGCCAACAAUUAUGGAAAUGCCUGGAGUACACUUCUUAAGCGGUACGAUAACCGAAAGUUAUUGAAGCGACAGCUAUUUAAGGCCAUUUACGAUCUCCCACCAGUAAAUAGAGAAUCACCAGAAGAUUUGCACAACCUGAUUGAUGAUUUUGAUCGACAUGUAAAGGCGAUGGCGAAACUAGAUGAACCCGUUGAACAUUGGGAUACCCCACUUCUGAAUCUUCUCUCCUACAAACUAGAUCAUGUGACAUUGCGUGCUUGGGAAGAGAAGACCAGCGAAAAUGAUGACGUUAAAUACACCCAAAUGAUAGACUUCCUUCAUCAGCGAGUUCGUGUACUGAAAACAGUUAUGCCAGCUAAACUCCAGCAAUCGGAAGUGGCCAAAUCGACUGGUUCAAAGUACACUUCCAAGAAGAUGGUAGCAAACACAGUAGCAGCAGGGGCAAAGUCCACCUUUCCUUCUUGCGUCGCCUGUAAAGAAAAACAUCUGUUAUUCCAAUGCCCAAGGUUUGAGAGUUGGCCCGUUCAUCGUCGCCGUGAAUUAGUAGCAUCUAAGCGCUUAUGCUUCAACUGCUUCCGAUCAGGUCAUGUUGCCAUGAAGUGUGUAUCCAAGUACACUUGUCGAACAUGCCACGAAAGGCAUCAUUCUUUACUACACCUUCCCUCGUCAUCGAAGUCUAGCAUACAAUCCAUCCCACAGUCCAUACAACUCCAAGCCGCACAACCUCAAGCCGUACAACCACAAGCCGUACAACCAUCAGGCCUACAAUCGACAGCGAUAGAACAACCUGGCACUUCAGCACAACAUGUUAGCCUAUCCGUCCAAUCGUCAAACAGCACAGUAUUACUACAAACAGUGGCGCUGUUAAUUGUUGAUAAGCACGGAAACGAGUUACCGGCCCGUGCGCUAUUAGAUUCCGCCAGCAUGUGUAAUUUCAUAACGAAAAAAUUAUCGAAUGCACUUGAUCUUCGUCGAAAAACAGUUGACAUCGCGGUUUCAGGAAUCGGAGAUUCUGCGAAGCAGAUAAGAUGUCAGUUAACUGCAACGAUACGUUCACGAGUUUCUCCAUUCACAACCAGUUUAGAGUUCCUAGUUCUCAAGAAACCGACAGCAUGUUUGCCAACAGUACCCGUUGAUUUCUCACAAUGGGGAAUGCCUGAUGUUACGUUAGCCGAUCCAUCAUUUAACAUCCCAGCCGACAUCGAUCUUGUUGUUGGAGGCGAAGUGUACCACGAAUUUUACAAUGGCAGCAAGAUCUCUCUUGGCGAUGGAUUACCAGUUCUCGUCGACACUGUGUUUGGAUGGACGAUAUCCGGGUCGGCACCGAUUAAAUCAAAUCAAGUCCCUCUAGUGUGUCACCUUAGCACUGUUGAUCGUGAUCUUGAACAAGCAGUGCAACGUUUUUGGGAACUCGAAUCUAUAAUACCGUCAUCAUUGUACACAAGUGAGGAGAAGAAGUGCGAAGAAUUAUUUAUCACUACCACCACUCGCGAUUCGUCCGGUCGUUUCGUCGUUCGACUGCCACUCGCGUGUGACCCUCAAGUAACCUGUAACCGUUGUUACAAAACGCAUUAG